Molecule: messenger RNA, 1746 nt
Organism: Suillus paluster
Lineage: Eukaryota; Fungi; Basidiomycota; Agaricomycetes; Boletales; Suillaceae
Exons: 6
Coding region: 1-1746 (581 amino acids)
Source: RefSeq, a predicted model, not a curated record
AUGCAACAGCAGGAAAGACCGCCACCGUCAAAGCUCUCCUUGAAGGGCUUCUUAACAUUUCCAUACGGCUCAUGUGGGGUAACACCAUUCGUAGACGUUAAUCUUGACGAUGUACUCGAGCGCAAACACCUCCCGCCCCUCGGCCUCAAGGAUUUCGAAGAAUAUCUUCUCUAUGUCGAACAAUCCCCCGAAAAUCUCUACUUUUUGUUAUGGCUGAAGGAGUACACCACCCGUUACCACAUCUGGGCCCAGCGUACCAAAGCCACACUUGCCCCAGCUACCCCAGAUCCCGCAUGCACGACAACCAUUUCGCACUCCGCCCAAACCUUCUUCACGCCUGGCGCUGAGUACGAACUUGAUGUCCCUUCAGAUAUUCUCGCGCCAUUUCCAUUGCCCAGCUCAGAACUCUGCGCUUUUAGCAGAAUUCGCGGGCCUACAGCCGUUUCGAACCCACCAAAUGCGCACCCAGAUCCUGCAGUAUUUAUAGAGGUUGCAUUGGAGACGCGUGCUAUGCUCAGAGAGUCCCUUUCCCGCUUUGUUCGUGCAGCUUCUACCAAUGUUGGCUCAGGCAGAGCAGCUUGCGGCAUUGCCGCUGGGACACUGUGUUUAUGCGUUGCUGGAAUUUUACCCCUUGCACUGACCUUUCCCGGCAUCUGGCUUGGUCUGCUGUUGUUGAUCUCCAGUUUCAACGGAAUUUGUCUUAUGAUAUAUGUCUUCGGUGACCUGAGACAACUUCGAAAAUUUGAGCUUGCCAGGCCGGUUAUUUCAAGGCCGCUGCCCGUCCCUGCGGUCACGUCGAUAUCUUCACCGCUGCCUCACCCACCACCGCUUAGCAAGAGGCCUAGUAUCGCAAUAUCGAAACAUCACGAUAGGCAGUGUGAUCCAGAGUUCUUCUCGUCCACCUCCCUCCAAUCUGCACCAUGCAUCAUUUCUGCGGAAGGACGCUCAUUUUCGCCAACCUCGGACUCGUCUUCUGAUAGCGAACUGUGCGGAUCUUCGGAAGGCUCGUCCUCUUCAUUUGAAUUGCCGGAGAUUGAAGUUUCUCCCGCCUACUUCGAUGAUGUGCCUGCACCUGAGGGUCCAGCCACAGCCACAGGCUUGCAUCGAUCCCAUUACCGUUCCGUACAAUCAUCCAUCACCUUCCCUUCUGUGCUACAUACUCGACAACGCCCGAAUUCUGCUGCGCUACCCUCACCCCUCGAACAUCGCGCAUUCCAACGGGAAUGCCCGGCACAGUCCAGCUGUCAAAUAAGACGAGGCGAGAGCUUUGACUUUGAUCUUCUUCCCAAGUCUGGCAAGGGAAACGCGAUUCUUGCAGAUAACAUUCGCCUCACGAGCAACACUUUUCCACCUCCUAUCACUAUCCCAGAUCAUAUUCCAACCCCUUCUCCUCAAACUGAAAACACCACUCCUUCAAACAAUCCCAUGAGUUCCGCCAUCGCACGCCAGCAGUAUAAAUGCAAGCGCACAUACGCGCCACCACUAUCACUCGUCUCACAAAUCUCAUCAGUUCCUUCGCCUAAUUCAUACACUUCAUCUCCGAGCCCGACUUCUAAUCGCCCCCCCCUUGUCUCCUUCAUGAUUCCCUCUUUCACCGCAGGCGUUCCUGCGUUCCAAGCGCCGAUGACGCGUGUGCGGUCGCCUGUGGUGAUCCGAGCUCAGUGGGAAGUUGUUAUUCGCUCUGCUGCCAUCGGCCUGAUUGGUGCGGUGAUAUUGGUCGCCAUUUUUAUUGGCGCUAUUCCAUGA